GAUAUACCUCACCCUCCUCCAUCUUCUUCUAGACCACGCAGAUUUUACCCAUAGGUAGACACCAAGAUCAACACGAAUCGUACUAUGGCUUCUCCCACCGCUGCACAGCACACGUUACCCUCCCGCUCCGCUACCACCGCCACCGCUCGCACCACCAGCACCAUGGAUGACGAUGCAAUCCCCGAUGAGGACAGCUCCGAGACUUCUCAGCUGUUCCACGAGAGGCUGCAGGCAUGGCGACACGCCGUGAAGAACAUGGAAGACUACAUCUCUGCCACGGAGAAAAUGCACCAUGACAACUCCAAGGACGUCGCCAAGGUGCUGAAAACAGUGUCAAGUCCUUUAAAGGAGGGUCACCAUUUCGACCAGACUCUCGGUGGCAUUGCAGGCAUGUUCGACAAUGUGAGAUCGAACACUCAGGCCCUGGAGAACAGUCAUACCGAGACAGCAAAGACCUUGAAGGGCACGGUGUUGCCCAUCUUUGACCGCCUCGAGAAAGAGAUCAAGAACAAGACCAAGGAGCUUACCAAAGGCGCUGGCAAGGGCGCCAAGUCCGUGGAAAAGGCACGACACGCCUCGCAGAAGCAUAUUGAGCUGCUAGGACAACACACUGCUACCUUUGAUUCUUCCGGCGGCAACGUCAAGGCUGCUGACGAUCCAUAUACUCUGCAGCGACAAAUUUACCAUCGUCUCAACAAACAGGUCAUCGAGGAGAACAAUAACAGGGAUGACAUGCUCUCCGUGCAGAACAGCUUUGCUCAAUUUGAGGCCCACAUCGUUGCAACCGUGCAGCAUGGCUGGCAACAGUUCAACCAAGUGGUGACUUCACAAGCGGAAACCACACGGGCCUUGUAUGGAGACAUGACAGGUACAGUUCAACGCGUCCCGCAGGACUUUGAGUGGAAUGGUUUCGUGAAGAGGAACGUUGGUCUGCUCAUCGAUCCGAAUGGCCCAAAGCGUGCAGUGGAGAAUAUCAAGUUUGCCAAUGCCGACCACGCAUCCACACGUCCGCUUAUUGCUGGUUCGUUGGAGCGCAAGAAGAUGCUGAAGCGUUACGAUGCUGGCUUCUACGUGGUCACUCCCUCAAAGUAUUUGCAUGAGUUCAAGACCGAUGACGAUUUUGCGAAGGAUCCGACCCCGGAGAACUCGUUGUACCUGCCCGAUUGCAUGAUAGGGGCUGUGGAUGGCGUCAAGUUCAACGUUCGGGGCAAAGAUAGCAGUGGCAACGCCAUGUUGUCUAAAAUGUCCCGAUCGCAUGAGUUUGCGUUUAAAGCUCAUACACCCGACGAUGCCCGAAAGUGGCAUAGCAUCAUUGCUAGCGUUGCCGGACAGACCUCGACUGAAUUGCCAGGGAACGACGAGAGCCCGACUGGUACCCCGAUUGGCGAUGGAAGUGAAACUGCGGAUGCACACGCGCCGCAGCAGAUGACUGCUCCGGUUGGUGAAACCGCAGUGCCAGAGACAUCAACAAGUGCCGCCGCUCCUCAGUCCACAGUCUAGGAGAAUGCCAAGUCUGACAAAGGUUGACCAUUCCGCUCGUGACGGCAUUCAUCGAGUGGAGAAGGCAAUGCCUGCCAAUGGUUCUACCGUAAGGGUGCUGUGCUUGAAGGAUGCUCAGAUAAUAUGUCUAGCAGGGACCUAAUCAAAAUAAUGAUCAUGUUACGAAACACUUUCACUACUGUAUUCUAUCUCUGUUGCUCCAAGACCCCUUGUGCACGUUGUCGUGGAUG
Molecule: messenger RNA, 1730 nt
Organism: Sphaerulina musiva SO2202
Lineage: Eukaryota; Fungi; Ascomycota; Dothideomycetes; Mycosphaerellales; Mycosphaerellaceae
Exons: 4
Coding region: 85-1500 (471 amino acids)
Source: RefSeq, a predicted model, not a curated record